CUCGCCCAGCGCCCUGCGGGGUGACCCCGGCUCCCGAGCGCCCCGGCUGGGGGGAGACGGGGCCGCCGUGAUCCGGAGCGCCAGGACCCGCUGGUUCUGCAGCUCUGGGCAGAGGUUACCAGUGAGAUGGUGAAGGUGCCGGGAUGUCCCAGGCUGCACCGGCCCUCGGGUUACCUCUCCACGGCUCUGUUCUUCGCGGCGCUCUGCGGCUCUGCUGCUGUCCUCAGGAGCAAAGAUUGCCAGUUCCCGGACCCCUCCGAUCACACUACCUACAGGUGCAUGUCCCCGGUGUGCAAGCUGUCUCUGGGCAGCGGCGUGUUUAAGGCUGGCUCCAUGGUGCAGCAUUUCUGCGAAGCCGGCUACGUCCUGGCCGGCCACCCUGGGGUCUCUGUCUGCAAGGGCGGCCAGUGGAGCAUGCUGAAGCCGGUCGUCUGCAAGCCCCUGGCAGGAUCCCCGGUGCCUCGCCCUGGCUCUGUCAUCGCUGUCUCCUCCAUCCCCAUGGUGGCUGCGGCCUCGGUGACGGCGUCCGCCCUGCUGCUGGUGGCCAUGGUGUGUGUACUGGUGGGGCCGAAACCCUGUAGCUACUGGUGCUGGAGGUGGUACGAGCCCAUGGAGGAGUCCGAGGAGAGCACAGUCGACAGCUGCCCGGUGCCGCUCCCAUCCUACGAGGAGGCCGUCUAUGGCUCCCAGGGGGGGCCCGUGCUGCCCGCGCCCCCCACGCUGACACCUCUCGUCCUCUCCAGGGGCCUGGCCCCCCCAUCGGAAGCAGCUGAGCCCUGUUGGAAUCCAGAGGCCGCCACUCCGCCCCCUUCCUACCAGGAGAGCCAAGCAGCAGCUGCGGGCGGCUCCGGCCUGGCCCGGCCCACAGUGCCCCCUGCCCGGUUCCUAUUCCCUGGGGCUGCAAAGGACCUGUACAGGUAGCCGGGGGGGCCGGGGGUCCCCUGGCAGGGUCUCGACACUACAGCAGAGACUCCUCAUUUGAAGCACAGACAGCCUGCUCCAUCUUUUAACUUGCUGGGGGGAGAGGACACCCUGCCCCCCCCAGUUACUCAGCAACUUGUGAAGCUGAUGGGACCAAAGCAGCCCCCUUCGGAGGGGCAUCAGCAGCCUUCUGCCUGGAUGGGAACCCCUCCCCCCCCGCAAGGUAACGGCUCUGUCUUCGGGGCAGCCCCGAGGGGCCGAUCUUUGCCAGCUGGCUGGUAGCCGCCAGCUCAGCGUGUUCUGACCACCCUGCACUGCCAUCCUGUGGGAUCCCAAUUUUCCCUGCCCCCUACUCCUCCCACCAGGGUGUCAGUUCCCAGCAGAGCCGUCACGGGUUAACUCAGGGUACAGCUGCCACCUUCCUCCAGCUGUGAGGAUCUGGGGGCGGUGAGAGGCAGAUUUCUCCCUCCCCUCCGACUUCCUAAUGCUCUGGCGAACAUCCCCUGGGCUUGUUCCAUUCUUGGGGGGCUUCUCUCCCCUUGUGUGUGUUGAUUAAAAUGACCCAGGCUGCUUUAUCUCUGGGCCAUACUGAUGCCCCCCCAGGCUGCAGGUGCUGCUCUGUGGCACUGGGGCUGGCUGGCAGGGGCCGUUGCACCUGCAUCCCAGCAGGGGGUGCCGUGGGUGUGGUUUAAAUAGCUGCACCCCGCCUCCCUAGUGCUCCCGUGGGUGGGUGGCUCUUGUCUCCUUCCCACUCCCAUCACCCAGGCUCCCUGGCUUGGCUACAGGGGGUGAGCUGGCACCCCUGGCGGGGGGAGCAGAGUGCAGGGGAAAGUGGGUGCAGGUUCGAAUCCCGGCUGGCCCCCGGGCCCAUCCCGCACAACAACCAUUGCGUCUGCAGGCGGGUGCUGGGCAGGGGCGAAUCUUGGGCUAUUCCUCAACAGUUGGGCCCGUGUGGCCGGAAGUGGCCAGUGGCCCAGGGGCCAGGUAGCCCCACGAAGCUCCUGUUGAUGCCGGGUCAUGUGCUCGGGCUGGCCUGCCUACACACGGGCACACAUACGCCCGCCUGCCACGGGACUGGUUUUGCACAAGGUUGAUUGUUCUAGGUUUGUAUUUAAUGACUAUGGGUUUCUUUUUCUUUGCUUUGAUGUAUUUAUAUGGGGGAGGGGGUAUUUCUCAACACUCCCCCCCCCCCUUUGCGUGCCCCUCCCUCCACCACUCUGUGAUGCUGGGACGGGGGUUGUGGUCCUGGGGGCUGUUAAGGAGCCG
Messenger RNA from Gopherus evgoodei (Goodes thornscrub tortoise), 2187 nucleotides. Its product is annotated as sushi domain-containing protein 6-like. The transcript is spliced from 5 exons. Bases 127 to 921 code for a protein of 264 amino acids. The record is from RefSeq and is a predicted model, not a curated record. NCBI's taxonomy places the organism in Eukaryota, Metazoa, Chordata, Testudines, Testudinidae.